Messenger RNA from Coprinopsis cinerea okayama7#130, 537 nucleotides. RefSeq lists its product as hypothetical. The transcript is spliced from 5 exons. The record is from RefSeq and is a predicted model, not a curated record. NCBI's taxonomy places the organism in Eukaryota, Fungi, Basidiomycota, Agaricomycetes, Agaricales, Psathyrellaceae. Bases 1 to 537 code for a protein of 178 amino acids.
AUGGACUUUAUCCAGUCUCUCGAUUCUUCCAAACUGACUCUCUAUGGAACGGCCUUGUCGUUCCUAUUGAGCACCACCCCAGCCCUAUCCUACAACUUUCCCCUGUUCCUCUUUGGGACAUACAUUCAAGAACAGAACGAUGCAGUUCAAUCGUUGCAAACAUUCACCGGAUUAUUGGCUGCAUCCAUACUCUUCGACGUGAUCUCCUUUUUCACCAUACAACAUACUUUCUGGACAUCGAUCCUCACCGUCUUCUUGCUCCUCCUCAAGGUUCCUACAUUCCUGGCGUUCACGGCUGCUUUGCGUCAACGAGGAAGUGAGCUGAGCUUGGGCAUGGGAGGCGCCAACAUCCAGGGUGCAACACUUUGGGCCAUGCCUGGUGGAUUCACUUCCAACAGUCGAGACGGAUAUCAGCCUGUCGAUGACGACGCCUUCGUUCGCCCUGCACAUCAAUCGAUACCCACGAACCCACCGAUGCCUCAACCUGCUCCCGCAAACCCCGCUCCGGCCCCACCUGGUGCAUACCAGAACGUCUAA